UUGUGGCCUAGAAAAAAGUUUCCAUUGAAAACAACCUUACAGACAUCACUUUUGUGGCUUAUAUUUCCGCACGCCUCAAUUCUGUUUUGAUUUUAGUGAAAGGGACUGACACUGUCUUGGCUUUGAGUUUGGUGAGGAUUUCAUGUUUGAGAAAAGUAUAGAAUGAAUGUCAAAUUCUGUGGUAAAGAUUGAUUUUUUGAGAGGUGGUGAUGUUUAAAUUCUUUUUUCCACGUUGUUGAGUAGGGGGUUUCUUACUUGAAUAAAUUUUGUUGAAGUUUCAAAGAUUAAUUUAUUUGGUCUUCAAGUGUGUUGUCAUUCCAACAACUUUCUGCCUUAAUCUCCUGGAAAGUUAAAAGGCUGAUAGAAUCUAAGAGCUUGUUAAGGAAAUAAAAUUUCUUGGGGCUUACAGCGAAAUUAAAGAGUUAUGGAGCUCAGUUUGUGAAAAUUUACAAACUAAAUUAGGUUAACUUUGCUUCUUGUGAACAACUUGGUGACUUAACUUUUAAUCAUAUGAUGGCUGAAGAAUCUGAUAAUGUCCCUUCUUCUGAGAAGAAUAAACCUCCCCUAUGCAUUUUCUUCAGGAAUGCCAGAAAUGCCUUGAAGUUGGAUGAACUUGGUCUAGAAAUUGCACAGAUUGCACUGCCUGCAUCACUGGCUUUGACGGCGGAUCCAGUUGCUUCUUUAGUUGAUACAGCUUUUAUUGGCCAAAUAGGCCCAAUAGAACUUGCGGCUGUAGGAGUUGCUAUUGCUCUUUUCAAUCAAAUAUCAAGAAUUGCAAUCUUUCCACUUGUCAGUAUCACAACUUCUUUUGUCGCUGAGGAAGAUUCUGUUAAUAAAAUCAACCAAGAGGCACAAGAGUUAGAUGAAUACUUCGAAUCUGGUGAAGUCUUGCUACCGAAAACUGAAGCUAAGGCGUUGUUGCCAGAAAAUGAUUCUGGCAAGUCUAGAUAUGAAGGCAGUAGCUAUGAACCUAUAAAAUCUGGAAACAAAAGGCGGCAUAUUCCAUCGGCCUCUUCAGCUAUGGUUAUUGGUAGCAUCCUCGGCAUCCUUGAAGCUAUAAUCCUUAUAGUUGGAGCAAAACCUCUAUUAGACUUUAUGGGAAUUGGUGCUGACUCCCCUAUGCUAACCCCUGCUCAGCAAUACUUGAUAUUGAGGUCACUUGGUGCCCCUGCAGUUCUUUUAUCAUUGGCCAUGCAAGGAGUCUUUCGUGGAUUCAAGGAUACAAAAACCCCCUUAUAUGCCACUUUAUCCGGAGACUUAACAAACAUAAUUCUGGACCCAAUAUUCAUUUUUGUUUUUCAUUUGGGUGUCAGUGGCGCAGCCAUUGCUCAUGUUAUAUCUCAGUACCUCAUUGCAGCAAUACUUUUGUGGAGAUUAAUAGGGCAAGUUGAUCUCAUUCCUCCUUCCGUCAAACAUCUUGAAUUUGGUCGAUUCCUUAAGAAUGGUUCUCUAUUACUUAUUAGAGUUAUGGCUGUCACGUUUUGCGUCACCCUUUCUGCAUCUUUGGCUGCACGACAGGGACCAACUCGCAUGGCUGCAUUUCAGGUCUGCUUGCAGGUUUGGUUGGCAACAUCUCUACUCGCUGAUGGUUUGGCUGUUGCCGGUCAGGCGAUCCUUGCAAGUUCAUUUGCAAAGAAGGACUAUGUGAGGGCAACAGAAACAGCAGCUCGAGUGGUGCAGUUGGGAUUGAUUCUCGGGUGCGGUCUAUCCGUCACACUUGCAGCAGGACUAACUUAUGGAAAAGUAUUAUUCUCGAGAGAUGUUGAUGUUCUCCACCUCAUUAAUAUAGGAAUUCCGUUUGUUGCAGGUACUCAACCCUUGAAUUCGUUAGCAUUUGUUUUUGAUGGUGUCAACUUUGGAGCAUCCGAUUUUAAAUAUGCAGCAUACUCUAUGGUUGUUGUAGCUAUUUUCAGCAUCCUAUGUUUAUUGGUUCUCUCCAGCACAAGCGGGUUCAUCGGACUCUGGGUCGGUCUCACUAUCUACAUGAGUCUUCGAGCUUUUGCUGGAUUUUGGAGGAUAGGGACAGGAACGGGGCCUUGGGAAUUUCUUAGGAGUCGAUGAUUGAUUCAUAUUCAUGGUGUUUCAGCUACCAGUUUGGCAGGUCUAUAGGAAGCUGCAAGACUUUGCUUCCAUAAUCUUUGCCUUAUGGAAGCAAAUUUUUGCUUUUGCAAAAAUAAAUAUUUGCUUUUGGUAAAAUAUAAGUAAUUUUUCUGGGCUUUCUGGUUGCCUGAUAUAAUAUUUCCCAUGUAUGCUGAGAUUUAAUGUCAUACAGAAAAGUUGUAGGUAUACAUGUAAAGGGGAAAAACAUAUUCUCAAUGUGACUUUUUCUUCUGGGGGUAGUUAGUUAUAGAUAUGUUGGGCAAAAGUUUAAGUUGUGAUUAUGAAUCAUUGUACUUACAAGAUUUUAUUCAUAAAGAGAAUAAUACCCAAGAUUGGACUGGCUCUUGUGGAA
Molecule: messenger RNA, 2452 nt
Organism: Mangifera indica (mango)
Lineage: Eukaryota; Viridiplantae; Streptophyta; Magnoliopsida; Sapindales; Anacardiaceae
Product: protein DETOXIFICATION 42-like
Exons: 14
Coding region: 511-2061 (516 amino acids)
Biological process (GO): transmembrane transport
Cellular component (GO): membrane
Molecular function (GO): xenobiotic transmembrane transporter activity; antiporter activity
Source: RefSeq, a predicted model, not a curated record